UUCUUUUCCCGGCAAGAUGGCGGGGGGCGAGGCUGGUGUGACUUUGGGACAGCCACAUCUUUCUCGCCAGGAUCUCGCCACAUUGGACGUUGCCAGGUUGACUCCACUCUCGCACGAAGUUAUCAGCAGACAAGCCACAAUUAAUAUAGGUACAAUUGGUCAUGUUGCCCAUGGAAAAUCUACUGUUGUAAAAGCUAUUUCUGGAGUUCACACUGUCAGAUUCAAAAAUGAACUAGAAAGAAAUAUUACAAUCAAGCUUGGAUAUGCUAAUGCCAAGAUUUACAAACUUGAUGAUGCAAGUUGUUCUCGACCAGAAUGUUAUAGAUCUUGUGGAAGUAGUACACCUGAUGAGUUUCCUACAGACAUUCCAGGGACCAAAGGGAACUUCAAACUAGUCAGACAUGUUUCCUUUGUUGACUGUCCUGGCCAUGACAUUUUGAUGGCUACUAUGCUGAAUGGUGCAGCAGUGAUGGAUGCAGCUCUUCUGUUAAUAGCUGGUAAUGAAUCCUGUCCUCAACCUCAGACUUCUGAACACCUGGCUGCCAUAGAAAUUAUGAAACUGAAGCAUAUUUUGAUUCUACAAAAUAAAAUUGAUUUGGUAAAAGAAAGUCAGGCUAAAGAACAGUAUGAACAGAUCCUUGCAUUUGUACAAGGUACAGUAGCAGAAGGAGCUCCUAUUAUUCCAAUUUCUGCUCAGCUGAAAUAUAAUAUUGAAGUUGUCUGUGAGUAUAUCGUUAAUAAAAUUCCAGUACCUCUAAGAGACUUUACUUCAGAGCCCCGACUUAUUGUUAUUAGGUCCUUUGAUGUCAACAAACCUGGCUGUGAAGUUGAUGACCUUAAAGGUGGUGUGGCUGGUGGUAGUAUUUUAAAAGGAGUAUUAAAGGUGGGCCAGGAGAUAGAAGUCAGACCUGGUAUUGUUUCCAAAGAUAGUGAAGGAAAACUCAUGUGCAAACCAAUCUUUUCCAAAAUUGUAUCACUUUUCGCGGAACACAAUGAUCUUCAGUAUGCUGCUCCAGGGGGUCUUAUUGGAGUUGGAACAAAAAUUGACCCCACUCUGUGCCGGGCUGACAGAAUGGUGGGGCAAGUGCUUGGUGCGGUUGGUGCUUUACCUGAGAUCUUCACAGAAUUGGAAAUUUCCUAUUUCCUACUUAGACGACUUCUUGGUGUACGCACAGAAGGAGACAAAAAAGCAGCAAAGGUGCAAAAGCUGUCUAAGAAUGAAGUGCUUAUGGUGAACAUAGGAUCCCUUUCAACAGGAGGAAGAGUUAGUGCAGUAAAGGCUGAUUUGGGUAAAAUAGUUCUCACUAAUCCUGUGUGCACAGAAGUGGGAGAAAAAAUAGCCAUUAGCCGAAGAGUUGAGAAACACUGGCGUUUAAUUGGUUGGGGUCAGAUAAGAAGAGGAGUAACCAUCAAGCCAACAGUAGAUGAUGAUUGAAGAUUAUCAGUUAAAUAAUACAUUUGGAUGAAGUUAGAAUUUCUCUUAGCAACCUAGUGGUAUAAUUUCAGAGCAAUACUGGGGAUACAGUUCAUUACAUUAGUAGAAACCGUAAGGUUGUUUUCAUUUUCUUCUGAUGAAAAUUAGCUUCUACUACUAAAAUAAAUAAUAGGGUCUAUAACAGAUGUCAGAAUUAGCAUGUUGAUGGAUUUAAUCCACAUUUUAGCAGUAAUUGAUCAUUAAACAGUGUCACAUUUGUGCAUCAAUUCAGGUUUGAAGUGAAAGUGCUGUUACAACCAGCCUUUGCUAUUGCAUACAUACCACUGACCCUGUUUGAAAUAAAGU
This is a messenger RNA of Eubalaena glacialis (North Atlantic right whale), 1780 nucleotides long. RefSeq names its product eukaryotic translation initiation factor 2 subunit 3-like. Gene Ontology annotation, biological process: formation of translation preinitiation complex; positive regulation of translational fidelity. The record is from RefSeq and is a predicted model, not a curated record. The transcript has 12 exons. Bases 17 to 1435 code for a protein of 472 amino acids. Gene Ontology annotation, cellular component: eukaryotic translation initiation factor 2 complex; cytosol. Gene Ontology annotation, molecular function: tRNA binding; GTP binding; GTPase activity. NCBI's taxonomy places the organism in Eukaryota, Metazoa, Chordata, Mammalia, Artiodactyla, Balaenidae.